AUGCUGUUGAGUGGAGAGCCAGGCACAGGCAAAACACUCACGUCCGAAUCAGUGGCCGAGGCGAUGCACAAACCUCUAUACAGCCUCAGCGCAGGCGAGCUGGGUCUCACGGCCGAGUCAGUCGAGCGCAGCCUCAACCGCGUCCUCGAGCUGUCGCAGAGGUGGAAGGCGGUGCUCCUCAUCGACGAGUGCGACGUUUUCCUCGAGAACCGCACCCAGUCGGACCUCCACCGCAACCAGCUCGUCUCCGUCUUCCUCCGCCUGCUCGAGUACUACCAGGGCGUCAUGUUCCUCACCACGAACCGGCUCGGCUCGUUCGACCCCGCGUUCGAGUCCCGCAUCGACCUGACCCUGCACUACCCUGCACUCGACGCGGCGAGCCGACGGCACAUCUGGCGGACGUUCCUGCCUGCCAGGUCGGACAAGAUCGACGUGGCCGAGGAGGAGCUGGAUUCGCUUGCGGAACACGAGUUUAAUGGGCGGCAGAUUAAGAAUGUGGUCAAGACAGCGCGGCUGCUGGCUCUACGGGAGAAGACAGCGCUGACGAGAAAACACUUGGAGAUUGUGAUGAGAGUCAAAAAGGGAAAGCCAGGGGGGUUGGAGAAUCAUUCAUUUCAUUAA
Molecule: messenger RNA, 621 nt
Organism: Clonostachys rhizophaga
Lineage: Eukaryota; Fungi; Ascomycota; Sordariomycetes; Hypocreales; Bionectriaceae
Source: the annotation of a GenBank genome assembly